GAGGUUUUUUCAAACAAAAUAAACAUUUAUAGAAGAUGGGACAAAUCCAUUUUUUUUCUUUUGUGUAAUUUGUUUUGUUAUUGAGUGAGGUCAUAAUGACGAGCACCAAAUUUGGUUCGGUUUUAUUCACCGUUUCUAUUUUAAUUGUGUUUAUUUUGGAAUCGGCUCAGGGAGAUGUGAAUUUGAAACACAAAAAUGAGCCCUGUGUUUGCGUGCCAUUUUACCAAUGCACAGACGACAUCGCUGGGGAAGUAGUGACUGACGGAAGAUUUUUAUUGGAUCAGAGAAUGGAGCAUCCUACCUUUUGUAAUGGACCCUUCGACGUCUGUUGCAAUAUUGGAAAAAUUAAACCGAAACCAAAAAAGACUCGGGAUUCUUCUGUGGGAUCGACCAAUCCUCAAAAAUGUGGAUAUCAGGAGGAAGAUGUCCUUUCUUGGGCGGCUAGUAUGCUUUUUCAGAGACCUGAUAAGAUAUUUCCACCCACCUACAAAUGUGGGGCCAGUAUCAUCCAUAAAGAUGCUGUCUUGACUGCGGCCCAUUGCUUGGAAGAAGAAGGGUAUUACUUCAUCAAAACAGGUGCUGCUACUAGAAGAAUAUACAGCGUGACCAUUCACCCGGAGUUCGAGAUGGGAUCUCUUCGACACGAUGUUGCAGUACUGUCCAUGAAAAAAAUGGAGGACACUACCGAUGGGCCCAUGAUAGCUUGCAUACCUCCGGUACCCAAUGUGGAGCACAACGCUGAAUGCAUAGCGGCCACAUUCAACAGUGAGAUGAACCAGCUGGAGAAGAUCUACGUGCCGUAUGUCGAUCCCGUCAUUUGUACGGAACGCCUUAGCACAACCAGACUUGGCAAGUACUUCGAGCUGCACGAAAGCUUCGUAUGCGCCGGAGGCAGCGAGAAAGACACCUGCAUUGGGGACGGCGGAAACCCACUGAUUUGUCCAAUACCGGGACAAUCAGGGAGGUACAACCAGAUAGGCAUCGUGUCCUGGGGAAUUGGAUGCGGCAAAAAAGGCAUUCCUGGUGUUUAUGUCAACAUAUCCCACGUCCGGGAUUGGAUUGACGGGGUUAUGAAAAUUUUAGGAAAGGAUGACCAGGUGUAUAAAGAUUGACCUGUCACAUUUUUAUGUUGUAAUGAUGUCAUUGAAUUUAUUUUAUUCGCGGUGGUUCAAUAAAGGUUCCAUCACAUGAUGUUCCACAAUUGCAAUACCAA
Harmonia axyridis is the source of this 1213-nucleotide messenger RNA. Its product is annotated as phenoloxidase-activating factor 2-like. Lineage: Eukaryota; Metazoa; Arthropoda; Insecta; Coleoptera; Coccinellidae. Bases 96 to 1112 code for a protein of 338 amino acids. The record is from RefSeq and is a predicted model, not a curated record. Gene Ontology annotation, biological process: proteolysis. Gene Ontology annotation, molecular function: serine-type endopeptidase activity. The transcript is spliced from 3 exons.